AUGGAAGAAUGGUUUGACAGUGAUGCCCGCAGUCGAGGAAUCAAACGUACGAACCAUCCGACGAGUGAACCUAGAAGCGAGCCAGGGGGUAAUGUUCAAUUGGGAGAUCCAAUAAUUGAGAAGGCCCAGAUAGCCACCCAGAAAGCAAGAACUCGAAUGAUGCAGAAAUAUUCAAAGAGGCAAGAUAUCCAACACUUUAAAGUAGGGGAUACAGUCUCUUUAAAGGUUCCCAGAGAGGAUAGGACCUCAACAGAUAACAGACGCAUAUUUGGGCGUAUACUGGAUGAACCCUACCCUCAUAGGUACAAAGUUCUAACACAUUCAGGGAUAAUCCAACGUCUAGUUCCCACUAAGGGAUUAGGAGCUGUUGAUAAAGCUCUCUGGUCGGAUAUUUUUAUUCCUGAAUCCACGAAGGAAGUUUCACUUGGACUGGCAGCCAGGGAAGCUUCUACAAGCGCAAGGGAAGGAAUUUCAUGCCAGUGCAAGGGAUUAUGCAACACAAAGAGGUGCAGGUGUUAUAAAGAAGAUAAGAAGUGCAGUAUACACUGCCAUAGAGAUGAUCACGACUGCGGAAGUUUAUCCGGCUUAGCUAUACGGACUGAAACUGCCUUGGUGGAACGGUCGCGCAGGAAGCGGGCUAGAACUGUUAUCAUAGAGAACUCGGCUAUUUAG
Messenger RNA from Pochonia chlamydosporia 170, 672 nucleotides. RefSeq lists its product as hypothetical. The transcript has a single exon. The coding region runs from base 1 to 672 and encodes 223 amino acids. The record is from RefSeq and is a predicted model, not a curated record. NCBI's taxonomy places the organism in Eukaryota, Fungi, Ascomycota, Sordariomycetes, Hypocreales, Clavicipitaceae.